This is a messenger RNA of Aspergillus ruber CBS 135680, 363 nucleotides long. RefSeq names its product acyl carrier protein. Bases 1 to 363 code for a protein of 120 amino acids. NCBI's taxonomy places the organism in Eukaryota, Fungi, Ascomycota, Eurotiomycetes, Eurotiales, Aspergillaceae. The record is from RefSeq and is a predicted model, not a curated record. The transcript has a single exon.
AUGGACACCAAAAAUACUGUAGAGAAUGAUGUGUCGAGCAUUGGGAAGAUCCAAAAACUCCCGAGUGAGGUUCUUAACGUUCCUCUAGACGGGAUCUGUCCCUCUUUCUCGUUUACAAACCUCGGUGUCGACUCACUCGUCGCCACAGAAUUGUUGAGUAAAUUCAAGAAACGAUUAGGCGCUGCCAUGACGGUAGAAGAUCUUCAAAGUAAACCAAUUUUUAUCUCGCUCAACAACGCUUUCCAGCAUAUUCUUCCAAACUUCAACGGCAGUCCCAAACAGCUGCCACAGAAACCCCUGGCACCCAUUGCCUACGACUGCAUUGUCAAAAACACCAGGUCUGAUUUCGAUGCUGCAGCAUAG